GUCCUCUUCAUGACUAAGGACUUCAGAGAGGCUGUGGAAAGGUUUGGAUACUUUUUAUGCGUUUUAUCGUAAUUAAAAUGCCUGUACUGGAUUUAGUGAGCUGCCAAGCUCUAGCCAUCUUGAAUAUUCUUAGAUGAAACUCAAAAUAAUAAAUAGGCGAUCAAUAAAAAAACAAAAAUACAUUUAAAAUGUCUCCCUACAGCCAAGUGUUUGAACAAGAACAACAACAGGAGCCAGAGCUAGAGAACAAGGAUGGAGUUGGUCCUCAGUUGAAAAAGUUGUUUGAGAUUUUAAAGACAAGCAAUGCUGGCACAGAGGACAUCUCAUCAAAACUGGGAAUUGGAAAUGGUGAGUUUAGUUAUCGGAGCUCACAUGGAAUAUGCAUUUUGUGCAUCACUAACUUUAGUAACUUGUGAUCAUAGUAAAUAUAUUUAAGUGCAUAAUAUUAUCCUGUAGUAUUAGCCUGCCAUCUGAGUGAUAUAUUUGAUUUUUGUCACACAGUAUUUGAGCAACAAGAUGCUGCUCAGUAUUUAGAGAAGAUUUUAAGCCUGGUCAAUGCUGAUGUGUCCAAGGUAAUGCAUCACUGAUAAAUUGACAGUUCUAAAGUUAUGCUGUCUAUAGAACUAAUGGUAUGACAAGAAGGCAAAGAUUGUAUCCAAUGUUUGUCUUUAGAUCUUCAAAGGACAAUUGAGACACAUCUCCACCUGUUCAGAAGGUCAUCCAAUCAGUGAUAAAAGUCGUCCAUUUUGGUCUCUGCCACUCUCGAUGAAAGAUUCCUCAGGCUUCGACAAAACUUACAGUGUGGUAAGGAACAUUAUCACCUGUUAGCAACUACAAUGUUUGCAUGGGAAAGUGUAAUUUAAUGUCCUCUCAGUAUAACAGACAAGGAAGUAUUGAUUUGAGUAAACCCCAUGUAUUCAUGUGUAUGAUCUCAUUUUAGGCAAAUAUCCCAGUCUCAGUCAAAGGCAAACAUAACUGUGUUUAAUGUUUUUUCUGUUUAUGUUGUUUUUAGGACGAUGGGUGGACCGAGUUUUUCAAGUCUUCAACGGUCAGUGGGGACAAUAAGAUGUACUGUGAUGGCUGUGACGAGAAAGCAGAUGCAACCAUUGUGAGUAGGGAUAUUUAGAAUUCUCCUUUCAUUUCCCAAAUGUAUUAUUCCACCUUGAUCUGUGGGCAGUUCUGCCUCGAGGGCAGAAACAAAUGUGAUUGAUUACGUUUAGAAAAGUAAUUCCAAUUGGUAAGGGUUUGAGUUAUGCCCUGCAUCCACCUCCAAACUUCCACUGGAAAACGGAGAACGCCACCAAGUAAAAUUUUCACUAUACAAGAUACUGUCUCUCUCUAGUGGUUAAAAUAAUCAGGACUAAAAAGUCUAAUGUCUCUGGUUACAUUUUGUGUCACCAGGAAUAUCAGAUGAAAGAUUACCCAGAGAUUCUGACUCUGCUCCUCAAGAGGUUUCAGUUGGACUACAAUAGGAUGGAUUAUGUCAAAAUCGACUGCUGUGUGGAAGUGCCUUACACAUUGCAGACAGCGGUAUUACAAUUAUUAUUAUUUACAACGUUAUUCAUUCAACAGGUUCUGUUAUCACACAUUUUCUCAUUUGGUUACACAGUUGGAUAUUUACAUACUAUGUUGAUGGUACAUAAAGGAGAAAAAAUCCAGUGAUGUCCCUUUCUGCAGUUCAUGUCACUGUUUGAUUUAUUCAACAUCUCUGAACAGAGGUAUGCAUAUGAACUCUAUGCGAUAGUGGACCAUGUGGGGAGUCUAAGAGGUGGACAUUACACUUCUAGAAUCAAGUCCUACGAAGAUCAGAAGUGGUAUGUGUUUGAUGACAGCUACGUUAGACUGGUAAGGAGUGUUCUUUUAUUGAAGGGGAUAUGACUAGAUAGAUAUUAUUAUUAUAUGCUUUUUGUAUGGCCCUGUUAAUAGACAAGGGCUACGUCUCAUUUGUUUAACAGAUCAUAAUGUGGGUGAGGUUGUAAACAAGUUGUUAGGUUUCAAAUGAGAAUAUACUGUAUUGGGUUGGAUGGGAAACCAGGACUAAUACCGCAGUAGUCAUUUAAAGGUACAUUCUGGGAUUCGAAAAACAGCAAAACCACUUACUAUUUGUUUUGGUAUUCAGCUGAGGGAUGGGGCUAGGGAAAUGUAACCCCUCUCAAAUUCAUAGACAGCACUGUAGAUGAAAGUCCAUGACAUCCAAGAUAUAGUUUAAUCACAUUUUGAAGAUAUACAGUGAGGGAAAAAAGUAUUUGAUCCCCUGCUGAUUUUGUACGUUUGCCCACUGAUAAAGACAUGAUCAGUCUAUAAUUUUAAUGGUAGGUUUAUUUGAACAGUGAGAGACAGAAUAACAACAAAACAAUCCAGAAAAAUGCAUGUCAAAAAUGUUAUAAAUUGAUUUGCAUUUUAAUGAGGGAAAUAAGUAUUUGACCCCUCUGCAAAACAUUAUUUAGUACUUGGUGGCAAAACCCUUGUUGGCAAUCACAGAGGUCAGACGUUUCUUGUAGUUGGCCACCAGGUUUGCACACAUCUCAGGAGGGAUUUUGUCCCACUCCUCUUUGCAGAUCUUCUCCAAGUCAUUAAGGUUUCGAGGCUGACGUUUGGCAACUCAAACCUUCAGCUCCCUCCACAGAUUUUCUAUGGAAUUAAGGUCUGGAGACUGGCUAGGCCACUCCAGGACCUUAAUGUACUUAUUCUUGAGCCACUCCUUUGUUGCCUUGGCCGUGUGUUUUGGGUCAUUGUCAUGCUGGAAUAGCCAUCCACGACCCAUUUUCAAUGCCCUGGCUGAGGGAAGGAUGUUCUCACCCAAGAUUUGACAGUACAUGGCCCCGUCCAUCGUCCCUUUGAUGCGGUGAAGUUGUCCUGUCCCCUUAGCAGAAAAACACCCCCAAAGCAUAAUGUUUCCACCUCCAUGUUUGACGGUGGGGAUGGUGUUCUUGGAGUCAUAGGCAGCAUUCCUCCUCCAAACACGGCGUGUUGAGUUGAUGCCAAAGAGCUCGAUUUUGGUCUCAUCUGACCACAACACUUUCACCCAGUUCUCCUCUGAAUCAUUCAGAUGUUCAUUGGCAAACUUCAGACGGGCAAGUAUAUGUGCUUUCUUGAGCAGGGGGACCUUGCGGGCGCUGCAGGAUUUCAGUCCUUCACGGCGUAGUGUGUUACCAAUUGUUUUCUUGGUGACUAUGGUCCCAGCUGCCUUGAGAUCAUUGACAAGAUCCUCCCGUGUAGUUCUGGGCUGAUUCCUCACCGUUUUCAUGAUCAUUGCAACUCCACGAGGUGAGAUCUUGCAUGGAGCCCCAGCCCGAGGGAGAUUGACAGUUCUUUUGUGUUUCUUCCAUUUGCGAAUAAUCGCACCAACUGUUGUCACCUUCUCACCAAGCUGCUUGGCGAUGGUCUUGUAGCUCAUUCCAGCCUUGUGUAGGUCUACAAUCUUGUCCCUGACAUCCUUGGAGAGCUCUUUGGUCUUGGCCAUGGUGGAGAGUUUGGAAUCUGAUUGAUUGAUUGCUUCUGUGGACAGGUGUCUUGUAUACAGGUAACAAGCUGAGAUUAGGAGCGCUCCCUUUAAGAGUGUGCUCCUAAUCUCAGCUCGUUACCUGUAUAAAAGACACCUGGGAGCCAGAUUGAGAGGGGGUCAAAUAUUUAUUUCCCUCAUUAAAAUGCAAAUCAAUUUAUAACAUUUUUGACAUGCGUUUUUCUGGAUUUUUUUGUUGUUAUUCUAUCUCUCACUGUUCAAAUAAACCUACCAUUAAAAAAUAAUUUAUUUUUUAAGCAAGGGGCACCACCAAGCAAGCGGAACCAUGAAGUUAAGGAGCUCUCCAAACAGGUCAGGGACAAAGUUGUGGAGAAGUACAGAUCAGGGUUGGGUUAUAAGAAAAUAUCCAAAACUUUGAACAUCCCACGGAGCACCAUUAAAUCCAUUAUAUAAAAAUUGAAAGAAUAUGGCACCACAACAAACCUGCCAAGAGAGGGCCGCCCACCAAAACUCACAGACCAGGCAAGGAGGGCAUUAAUCACAGAGGCAACAAAGAAACCAAAGAUAACCCUGAAGGAGCUGCAAAGCUCCACAGCGGAGAUUGGAGUAUCUGUCCAUAAGACCACUUUAAGCCGUACACUCCAAAGAGCUGGGCUUUACGGAAGAGUGGCCAGAAAAAAGCCAUUGCUUAAAGAAAAAAAUAAGCAAACUCGUUUGGUGUAUAUUUUACUUCUUCAAAGUGGUAGGCAUGUUGUGUAAAUCAAAUGAUACAAACCCCCCAAAAAUCCAUUUUAAUUCCAGGUUGUAAGGCAACAAAAUAGGAAAAAUUCCAAGGGGGGUGAAUACUUUCGCAAGCCACUGUACGUAAUACUGUAUGUCACGCAAGGCCAUUGUAUACCAUUUUAUCACCAUUGCUUUCCCUCUGUUACAGCUCAAUCAACAGCCAUCUACGCAAGGUUUUGAAAUGUAAGCGUUAUUAUUUUUCUGUAUUUUAUACAUCUCAUGAAGCAUGGUUGAAUAUAAUGACUACAUUACAUUUUAGAACACAAAUAUACCUUCCUUAGAAAAUUAUUUAUUAAUUAAUUUGUAAGAUAACACUGUUAUUUUUCUAUUAGAUCCCGAAGAGCUUACUUGCUUAUGUACAAGAAAUGUAAGUAAACUAAAGUUAACUAUUAUGUGUAAUACCACUCUAUCACUAAUUAUAUCAAAUGGCUACCCAGACUAUUUGCAUUGUUGUCGCACACCCCUCUGUCGCACACAGGGGUGUGCGACAGAGACAGGAGAGGAUAAUGUAAAGAAGAGGGAACAGGGGUGUGUGACAGAGACAGGAGAGGAUAAUGCAGAGAAGAGGGAACAGGGUGAUAUGAAAGAGACAGGAGAGGAUAAUGAGGAGAAGAGGGAACAGGGUGUUAUGAAAGAGACAGGAGAGGAUAAUGAGGAGAAGAGGGAACAGGGUGUUAUGAAAGAGACAGGAGAGGAUAAUGAGGAGAAGAGGGAACAGGGUGUUAUGAAAGAGACAGGAGAGGAUAAUGAGGAGAAGAGGGAACAGGGUGUUAUGAAAGAGACAGGAGAGGAUAACAUAAAAAAGGGUGGUGUGGAAAGGGAAGGGGAGGGUUAUGUUGAGCAAGCGAGAAGAGAGGAUCACAAUUCGCCAAGUCAGUCCACACAGUCUCCUAGCUCUGUGAACACAAGUGGGAGCAGACAAACAGACUUGACUCUCAAGAGAAAAGGAGAGGAAAAGCAAAAUGAAUGUGAUGACGAAAAAGAGGAAAAGAUAGGAAGAGAGCAAAAGGAGAGCUCAGGAGAGGUGAAGAAGAAGAAGAACAGAAGAGGAAGGUUUAAUAGGAGUUCCCUGUUUAUCUAA
Molecule: messenger RNA, 5327 nt
Organism: Coregonus sp. 'balchen'
Lineage: Eukaryota; Metazoa; Chordata; Actinopteri; Salmoniformes; Salmonidae
Source: the annotation of a GenBank genome assembly